AUGGUCGAUGCUAUUGUCUCCUCCGUAGCGCAAAGGCUUGGUAACCUUCUCACCGAACAAGUUAAUUUUUUGCGAGGAGUGAGAGAUGAAGUCAACUCUCUGAAAAACAAACUGGAAUACAUGUUGUGUUUCUUGAAAGAUGCAGAAGAAAAACAAGAUCAAGACAGUAGGAUACGCAAAUGGGUAUCCGAUAUUAGAGAUGCUGCUUACGAAGCCGAGGAUAUUAUUGACAAGUUUAUUCUCAAAGUUGAAGGAGGGAUUCCCGAAAGGACAGGGUUCAAAGCUUGCCUCAGAAAGUACUUUUGCAUCUACAAACAAGCAAACAAGUAUGGGAUAGGUAAGGAGAUUCAAGAAUGGAAGAAUAGACUCGAUGAAAUCGAUCGAAAUCAUGAAAUUUUCAAGAUUAGAAAUAUCGAAGCUGCUGGGGAGGGAUCAAGUGGCAUGAAUGAGAGAUUCAAGCAACUACGAAGGACAACACCUUAUGAAGACGACCAACAUGUUGUGGGCUUCACCAAGGAUGUUGAGUUACUGAUGUCUGAACUUCUCGAAGAAACACCCGAUCAACGUGUGAUUUCGAUUGUGGGCAUGGGCGGUUUGGGUAAGACGACCAUGGCUCGAAAACUUUACAACUCUAGCAGUGUUGGAGAUAAAUUUGAAUGUAAAGGUUGGGUUUAUGUAUCCAAGGAUUACAACAUCCAGAAUCUUCUUCGAAGAACAAUAAAAUCUUUCAAGAUGCCAAUCACCAAAGAUGAAUUGGAGAUGUUGGAAAAGAUGGAAACAGAAGAUUUGGAGUGCCAUUUACAUGAGUUCUUGAAAGAAAGUCGGUACCUGGUGGUGAUUGACGAUGUAUGGGAUACAGAUGCUUGGGCAAGCUUGAGAAGAGCCCUCCCAGACAACAAGAAAGGAAGUAGAGUAAUUAUCACCACUCGUAUCAAACUUGUUGCCGAGAGUUCUGGUAGGAGAAAAUAUGUUCAUGAGCUUCCAUUUCUACAACCAGAAGAAAGUUAG
Molecule: messenger RNA, 1008 nt
Organism: Camellia sinensis
Lineage: Eukaryota; Viridiplantae; Streptophyta; Magnoliopsida; Ericales; Theaceae
Source: RefSeq, a predicted model, not a curated record